This is a messenger RNA of Antechinus flavipes (yellow-footed antechinus), 3684 nucleotides long. Its product is annotated as immunoglobulin superfamily member 1-like. Gene Ontology annotation, cellular component: plasma membrane. The record is from RefSeq and is a predicted model, not a curated record. The transcript has 12 exons. Lineage: Eukaryota; Metazoa; Chordata; Mammalia; Dasyuromorphia; Dasyuridae. Bases 94 to 1986 code for a protein of 630 amino acids.
GCAGCAGGGCUGGCCACCACAUCCUGGGUCAGCCUUCAGUCCUGCCCUUUUCCCUUAUGCCCAGGUGAGCUGAGACAGAGCUGAAGAUUCACCAUGGACUCCACAGUCACUUUGUUGUUCUCCAUUGGACUAUGUCUGCACUUGGAGGUUGUGGCACAAAUGGAAACCCUCCCAAGACCUACUUUCUGGGCUCUCCCAAGUCCCGUGGUCCCCAAAGGAGCAAAUGUGACCCUCCGGUGCCAGGGCCAACUGGGGAGUGACAGAUUCCAGCUCUGGAAGGAUGGAGAGCUCAGAGAGGAGAGAAAUGACUCAUGGUCACAGACAGACUUUGUGCUCAGGAAAAUAGAUGACUGGAGAGAUGCCAGAAGCUACAGAUGCCGCUCUGGGCAGGGUUCCUUUUGGUCAGAGCUCAGUGACCCCUUGGCCCUGGUGGUGACAGGAGUCUUCCCCAAACCCAUCAUUGAAGCCUCUGCUGACUCCUUAAUAUCUGCAGGGAAAACAGUGAUCAUCUGGUGCCAAAUGCCCCAACAGUCCUCCACUCAGGACUACAGCUUUGCCCUGCUGGAUGCAAAGAGCCUGGAGCCCUUACUGCUACAGAUCCCUGCAGAGUCCAGGACCAAAUUUUCACUUCCAUCUGUGAGGGCCAAGGACACUGGGAGCUACAGCUGUAUUUACUACAAGAAGACACCACCACACAGAGCAUCCUAUCUUAGCUCAGCCGUGGAGCUGACUGUUCUUGGACAACUACCCAGACCCACUCUGUGGGCCCAGCCUGGCCUUGUGGUGGCCCCAGGGACCAACAUCACUCUCUGGUGUUCGAGGCCCAGGAUGGCUUCUCCUAAAGAGGUGACUUUCACUCUGUGGAAGAUUGGAUCCCAGGAGCCCUUACAGAAGCAGAGCUCAGAAACUCUCUGGACUGACUUCUCCCUCCCAUCUGUGAGACCUGAGGACACUGGGAGCUACAGAUGUACUUACAAGGAUAAGACAGCCUCUGGUAGAGAACCAGAGUCCAGUGAGGCCCUGGAGCUGGUGGUGACAGGAUCUCUGCCCAAGCCUUCCCUCUCAGCACUCCCAGGCCUGUUGGUGGAGCCUGGGCAGCAUGUGACUCUCCAGUGCCGGAGGCUCCCUCAGUCAGCACUAUGGAGAGUAACAUUCACUCUUCUGAAGGUGGGCAGCCCUCAGCCCCUGCAGAGCCAGAACACAUCUGGCACCUCAGCUGUCUUCCCCCUCCUCUCUGUGAGGGCCCAGGAUUCUGGCAACUACACCUGUGUCUACUCUGAAAGAAUAGCUCCGUACCAGGUGUCAGAGCCCAGUGAUAUCCUACAGAUCUGGGUGACAGAUGCACUCCCCAAGCCUUCCCUCUCAGCCUGGCCUGGUCUAGAGGUAGCCUCGGGGACCAAUGUGACCCUCUUUUGCUGGGUAUCCUCAUGGAUACCUAGGUUUGCUCUGUAUAAGGAGGGAGUUGAAGGAAUCCUGCACAGCAUGGAAGCCCAUGAAGACCAGGGCAGGUUCUUCUUGACUCAUGUAACCUCCAAGGACUCUGGCAAUUACAGCUGCAGGUAUCAGCUGGGCACCAAUGAAAGUCUCUGGAAGCAGUCUAGUGAUGCCCUGGAGCUUCUAGUAAGAGAUUCCAAGCCAAGUAAGAACCUCAUCAUCAUCCUCAGCUGUGCUUCCUUUCUCUUCCUCCUCCUCCUCUGCCUUUUCUUGCUUGCACUACUGGGACCUUUGCAGGGAUACAUCCCAAGAAGCUGUUUUUGUUGCUCUUGUCUUCCUUGGAAUACCUGCAAGACCCAUCAUGCUGAGGCACCCAGAGAGGAAAGGCCAUAUGAAGAAGAGACCAGAGAAACAAGGGGACCAUUGGUUCCUGUGGCCGACGAUCCACAGGGAGUGACUUACACUGAGCUGAACAUAAGAACCUUGAAUAAGAGGAAAACUGAAACUAAGAAGACACCAACAGAAGCCACUCUCUAUGCCAACAUAAACUGAAGGUUUAGGCCCUUUUCGCAAAGGAAUUCUCUUCUGUCUCUUCUCCUCUCCCUCACCCUUCUUUCAUCUGUCAGGUACUCCUGACUUCAGUCUGGUGCUCUAUCACUGUACCACCUAGCUGCCCAGGAAUAAAAUAUUUUGAAAAGCAAAGCAGAUAAGAUUAAAACCAAGAAUCACCAAACUCACAAAACUGAUUAUAAUCCCUGAGUGGAGCAUGAAUAUUCUGUGAAACAGAGGAUUUCCAAAUAUUCUUGAGGAAAAAAAAAGAGCUGAUUAGAAAAUUUGGCUUUCAGAUACAUUAUAAGAAAUGUAAAAAAAAAAAAAGUCACCAGGAAAACCAAAUCAAGAGGGAUGUCACAAGAUUAAACUGUUUAUGUUCCUAUAUGGAAGAUGAUACUUAUAACUCAUAAGAACUUUCUCAAAUUAGGGCAGUUUUGCGUAUAUACAUAUAUACCAAAAUUAUUAACUGAAUAUGAAGAGAUGAUAUCUAAAGAAAUAAAAUUAAGGACUGAGAAAGGAAUAUGGUGGGAGAAAGAAAAACAGUAGAAUAAAGGAAAUUAUCUUAAGUAAAAGUGACAAGAAAAAGCUUUUACAGUGGAGGAGAAAAGUGGGAAAGUAAGAAGGAGUGACUGAACUUUAUUCUCUUUAGAACUGGUUCAAAAUGGGAAUAAUACACACACUCAAUUGGAUAUAGAAAUCUAUCAUGUCCACAGGAAAUGGAAGAAGGGAAUAAGAGAAGAAGGGGAAGUGAUGGAAAGGAAGGCAGACUGGGGAAGAGUCAGUCAGACAGAAAACAAUUUUGUGGAGGCAUAGGGGGAAAGGAGAAAAAGAAUAGAAUAAACAGGAGAUAUAGAUUACAGAAAAAUACUGUUUGCAAAUAUAAUUGUAAAACCAUUUCAAAGCAAUUUUCUCUGAUAAAGGUUUCAUAUCUCAAACAUAUAGAGAACUGCAUCAAAUUUAUAAAAAUAAGAGCAAUUCCUCAAUUACUAACUAAUCAAAAAUAUGGAUAGAUCAAAUGACAUAAUCAAAGCUAACUAAUCAUGUGAAAAAUUGUUCUAUCUCACUAUUGAAUGGAGAAAUGAAAAUUAAAACAAUUCUGAGGAAUUCCCCCUUAUCUAUGAUAUUGACUGAUAGGACAGAAAAGGAAAAAGACAAGUGGUAGAGGCCAUGUGGGGAAAGUGAGAUAUUAAUGCCUUGUUGGCAGAGCUGUGAAUUGAUUCAACCAUUAUAUCGAGUGAUUUGGAACUUCUUCCAAAGGGCUACAAAGCCAUGCAUACCAUUUGAGCUGGCAAUUACACUCCCAGGUCUGUAUCUAAAAGAGAAAACAAAAACAAAAGAACUUUUUAUAUCAGAUCUUUUCUGGGAGCAAAGAAUUAGAAAUUGAGGGGAUAGCCAUUAACUAUGGAAUGGCUGAACAAAUUCAAAUAUAUAAUUUUGAUGGAAUACUAUUGUACUAUUAGAAAAUGGUAAGUAGGAUGCUGCCAGAAAAACCUGGAAGGACUUCUAUGAACUGAUGCAACAUGAAAUGUACUGUGUACAAAGUAACAGCAAUAAGAUGAACAAAAGUGCAGGACAACUAUUCUCAACAAUAGAGAGAUACAAGACAACUCUGAAGGAUUUAUUUUUUAAACUUGCUAUCCAUCCGCAGAAAAGACCUGGUGCUCUCGGAAUAGAAAAUAGAGAAAUUAUUUUUCCUUA